CGGCAGUUGCUGUGGUUUCGGUGCUGAGGUGGCUCCGUGCGCAGCGAGGUUUGCGGAUCCGCAUCGCGCGGCCGCUUCCCGCCCUCAGUGGCUGCAGCUCAGCGUCCUUUCUUCGGACCAGCGGCACCCGCUUUCUCGUUGCCGCUCGGUGCCGACUUCCAGUCCCGGGCCUAAGGCGGCUGCGGGGCCGCGACUGGCGAGAUGUUCAAGAACACGUUCCAGAGCGGCUUCCUCUCCAUCCUCUACAGCAUCGGCAGCAAGCCCCUGCAGAUCUGGGACAAAAAGGUACGGAAUGGCCACAUCAAAAGAAUCACUGACAAUGACAUCCAGUCCCUGGUGCUAGAGAUUGAAGGGACAAAUGUCAGCACCACAUACAUCACAUGUCCUGCAGACCCUAAGAAGACACUGGGAAUUAAACUGCCUUUCCUUGUCAUGAUCAUCAAAAAUCUGAAGAAGUAUUUUACCUUUGAAGUACAGGUACUAGAUGACAAAAAUGUUCGUCGGCGGUUUCGAGCAAGUAACUACCAGAGUACCACUCGUGUCAAGCCCUUCAUCUGUACCAUGCCCAUGCGGCUGGAUGAUGGUUGGAACCAGAUUCAGUUCAACUUGUCUGAUUUCACCCGUCGGGCGUAUGGCACAAACUACAUCGAGACCCUGAGAGUGCAGAUCCAUGCAAACUGUCGUAUCCGAAGGGUUUACUUCUCUGACAGACUCUACUCAGAAGAUGAGCUGCCAGCAGAGUUCAAACUGUAUCUCCCAGUUCAGAACAAGGCCAAACAAUAACUGGACGGCAACUAAGGGGGACAGACUCUGGACGUGACUCUUAGUUUAAAAAGGAAACUACAUGGAGAUGAUGCAAAACAUUUAAAUAAUCCACUGUGCUAUGGCUCACUUACGACUUCGUAUCCUUGUCAUGGACACAAGUGACCAUGCCACAGUUCUGUUACUUGCAUUCUAAGUUCAGUGGAGCAAAGCAGAGCUUUGAGUGACAUACAAGUGCUGGGGUUUCCUGCGCUGCCUGCCCUGGCAUGUGAGAGACACACUCAACAAAUGCAUGGAGUUAAAGACAUCCUACAAGGCAGAUUCAGACCAACAUUUCUUCCUAUAGUUUAUUCUUUCUUUUAUAUAUUAUCUAAAUAUAUGUAUAUGUUGUCUAAUACGCAUAAUCCGGAAAUGAAUAAAAUGCUAUAUUCUUG
Molecule: messenger RNA, 1196 nt
Organism: Acomys russatus (golden spiny mouse)
Lineage: Eukaryota; Metazoa; Chordata; Mammalia; Rodentia; Muridae
Gene: Cfap20
Product: cilia and flagella associated protein 20
Exons: 6
Coding region: 202-783 (193 amino acids)
Biological process (GO): positive regulation of cell motility; cilium assembly; regulation of cilium beat frequency involved in ciliary motility
Cellular component (GO): motile cilium; ciliary basal body
Source: RefSeq, a predicted model, not a curated record